This is a messenger RNA of Trypanosoma grayi, 2211 nucleotides long. RefSeq names its product putative inorganic polyphosphate/ATP-NAD kinase, putative,poly(p)/ATP NAD kinase. Gene Ontology annotation, biological process: NADP+ biosynthetic process; NAD+ metabolic process. Gene Ontology annotation, molecular function: NAD+ kinase activity. The coding region runs from base 1 to 2211 and encodes 736 amino acids. NCBI's taxonomy places the organism in Eukaryota, Euglenozoa, Kinetoplastea, Trypanosomatida, Trypanosomatidae. The record is from RefSeq and is a predicted model, not a curated record. The transcript has a single exon.
AUGCUCCGACGAGUGUCGCUGCUGUGCUGCUACAGCGUGCCGCCGCUCUCCCGCGUCGGUAUAUUUCCACUGCACUUAGACCCGCCAACGGUACAGCACCGGGAGAUCUUCCGCCUGCUGAUUGGCGACACCAGCAGCGACACAGGCAGUGGUGGCAGCAGCAGCCCUGCCCCAGGCUCACUGUGGUGCCUCGAGCCCCUUGCGGAGAGCCUGAAGAGCAGCGAGCGUGUGCCAUUUGACUACCUCAUUUUGGUGCCCAACACACGCUUUCCGGUUGCGCUGCGCCUCUCUACUCACCUCGCUGCGUUGACAAAACUCGCGACGCGUGGGUUGCCGCGUGUGUGCGUUGAUUUCACUGCCCUCGAGCACCCGGACGAAGACAUGCCUUGCGUCUACGAGUUAACUCAGAAAUACAAGAACAGUACUCUUGUACAUUGGCUGCAGGACGCCCAUGAGAUGCAGAAGUGGACACACUUUAGCGACGUCAAGCUCCGAGUGCCGAUGCUGUUGCUGCAGACGGUUAGCUUCCCCGCCAGCAUGGUGGGCAAACCACGCGAUCCGCGGAUCAUAGGUAGGACAAACAGCAGCAGUAGUUGGGGUAGUAUUAGUAGCAGCAGCGGUGGAUUGCCCUCUGCGUCAGACGCCGUGCCCCAAAAAGAGCAACAGCAGAAGCGUGAUGCUACCGGGUCCACACUCUUUGACAUCUUCGACAGCCGAGAAGGCCGUAAGAGAUCCCAGUGUUGGGUGGCUGAGGGGCGUGGUGAGGAGGAAGUAGAGAUCAGCCGGUCGUACAAGCGCUCCGCAACAGCGUCGUGGUUGGAGUCCCCCGACACGUCGCUGGUCUUAGACCCCGUCGGUGCCGGCAACACCUUGGGCAGCAGCAGCAACAGCAACGGAAAGAAUCAGAGUGGCAAUACCGGUAACAGUUCCAUCGACAAUAACAGCAUCAGAGGCGCGGCGUCACACGAGAGCUACAGUGUGGCGUGUGACGGCCGCCUGCUUUCGACGAGUAGCACGGACGGUGCUGGUGACGAGGCGUCGAAUGACACGAUGCCGGCGCGCCGAAAUGUCCGCCAACUCGUUGAGGAGCUCUUCUCGACGCUGCACCAUGUGGAGGGUCUGUACGAUCGCACUGCCCUGCACAAGCCGCUGCCGCACGUGGAGGUGCAUUCUGUGCAUCGCUCCACCGGCGCCGACGUGCGGCACGCGCUGUGGGAGCGCGAGGUGGACCCGAUGCUGCUGCUGACGGAGCCGGUGUACCGCUACGUCAGCAGCCACGGCCUCUACCACGACUACCGCAAGGACGCCUACCCCAAGAUGGCGCACGCCACCCACAGCGUUGUCACCGGAAGCAGCGGCAGCAGCAGCAGCACCUGGCGGAAGGGCAAGAUGCCGUCCAGCGGCUUCAGUGCCACGCUGUCGUUCUCCGGCCUCAUUCCGAGGCUGGAGCUGCACUACGACAAGAACAACCUGCUUGCCCGCGAGUACUACGAGAAGCUCAGCGCGUUUCAGGCGGGGCGCGACGAGGAGCCGGACCUCAUCGUUCCCAUUGGUGGCGACGGCUACAUGAUGCACUGCAUCCGCAACAACUGGAACCGCUUUAUCCCCUUCUUUGGUGUCAACGCGGGGCAUGUGGGCUAUCUGCUGAACGACGCCUCGACGCUGGAGGAGCUGUUCGCCGCCCCACUGAAGCUGCACACCACAACGAUGCUGUACUGCCUCGCCGAGAAGGAGACGCAGACAGGAGAGAAAGUGCUGCUGUCGGAGCUCGCCUUCAACGACGCGUGGGUGGAGCGUUCCACCGGGCAGACGGCGCUCAUUCGCAUUCUCGUCAACGGCGAGGAGCGCAUCCGCCAGCUGCGCGGCGACGGCGUGCUGGUGUCGACGGCUGCCGGCAGCACAGCCUACUGCCAGGCCCUCGGUGCCUCGCCCGUUCCCGUUGGCGCACCACUCAUCCAGGUCGUCGGCAGCAACGUUGUCUCGCCCGCGCAGUGGCGACCGGCGCACCUCAACCAGGAGGACCAGGUGGAGCUGGAGGUGAUCGACAGCUUCAAGCGGCCGUGCCGCUGCUUCGUGGACUCCGUCGACGUCGGCAACGUCACGCGCAUGCUGGUGCGCUCAAGCCGCGCGGCGGGGGUGGUGAUCGCCUUUGCGGGCAGCUGCGACCUGCAGCAGAAGUUGUACCAGAUGCAGUUUCCGAAGACAUUCUGA